This is a messenger RNA of Folsomia candida, 2953 nucleotides long. Its product is annotated as SEC14-like protein 2. The transcript is spliced from 8 exons. The record is from RefSeq and is a predicted model, not a curated record. NCBI's taxonomy places the organism in Eukaryota, Metazoa, Arthropoda, Collembola, Entomobryomorpha, Isotomidae. Gene Ontology annotation, cellular component: cytoplasm. Bases 1942 to 2844 code for a protein of 300 amino acids.
GUGUUGGUUGAGCAAGCCUUAGAAUUGGAAAGAGUAGCAAAUGGUCAGUUGUCGUCGUCGCAGGUAAGACUCGUUCCCAUCAUGAUCUGCGCUGUUCUAGUUGCAUCGUCCGCUAUCAUACCAAGCGCAAUAUUUGUCCUCGUCCUCUGGAGACCCUGUAUGCCACCCUUGAUUAGCAUGGGGUUGAAGAAAUGUACUUCAUGGAGUGGAAGUGGUGGGUUGUCCUUCCUGGAAAAGUUGGGCAUAGCAUUCUUUGAAGCAUUUUCAUGGUGGGAUCUUGGUGGAGCUGUGGUAGUGGCAUUGACCUCGUUAAUUGUAUAUCCGGCCGUAAUUGAAGAAAUGUGGGUUGAAGUUGUGGAAAGAAAAUUGCGAGCGUACCCCUCGUACAACGCCACGGAGUACCGGAGAGCUGAGUGCUUGCUGAAUCUUCAUACUUAUGUGGUAGGGAAACCAUUCAUGUCCAUGAUUCUUGGUGGUUCCAUGAUGUGCGAAAUAUCCUCCCUUUACAUUCUGAUCAGCUCCAUUCAGGAGCUCCCACUUCCUGUCGCGUUAUUUUUUUCUGUCAUUUGCAUCGACUUUGUCAUAAUUAUUCAUUUUUUAUUCAAGUCGCUGUGUCGUCCAUACUUGGCAUCCGUGGAAUUUAUGAGGAACGCAAAGGGGAGGAAAAAUAGUAAAUGGCUAGAGAAAUUCUUAAUUUCUUGCACCCCCCUAAAAUUGACCAUGGGCGGAGGCAACUUCUACGAUAGGUUGACUUCGUUGGAGAUCUGGAAAGUUUGUGUAGAUCAAGUUGUGAAUCUUUUGCUAAUGUAAAAUGCGUGGUUGGUUGGUUUCAAAUUGGCAUAUGCGCAUUUGCGCAUGCAUAUUUAUGCAUUUGCAUAUUUAUGCAUAUGCCUAUGUAUUUAUGUACUAAAAGCUCAGGUGUUAGAUUUUCCUUAAUCCCAACUGCCAUUGUAGUACUAAAAUAUUUAGGCUUCUAGGAAAAUGAUGAGAAGUGCUGUAAAAUUUCGACCAAGAAUAGUUUAGCUUCAAAUAAUUAUAGUUUAAGGAGAGGGGCUAACACCAAUUCAAAGUAUUCAUUCCGGGUGAAUUCAAGAGAAUAUGGCUACGUUGAGUAUGUAGAUCUAACAAUGCGUUUCAUAUUGAGUUAUGAAUGCCAUCAUUAUUUUCGAUUUUCACAAUAUAAAAAUAUCACUAAAUUCUCAAAACAAGUUCCAGACGGAUAGGCUGUCUGCCGAUCGAACCGGUUCUCGAACGUCUUACACGUGGCAAAAUUGACCACAAUAAACAAAUUCCAAUAAGAAUUGAAAAAAACUUUGUUGAGAAUACAUUCAUGUAUUGAUACAUAGUACGCAUAUGCAAAUGUUGUUGUAUCUGCAUUAUUCAGUGUAUGACUAGACUACUUAUGCAGAUAACUUAAUAAAAAAACUAAUCUAAUUUCUUUACACGUGUGCAUAAAAAUUCUGUUAUAAAAAAUUGGCAUACACAACUUCUGAUUUACAUAUGCAUAACAUGGCCAAUUAGACACUCGUGAAAUUGGGAAAUUCCAAACAAUUGAGUUAAUUCCAGGAGUUUUCUUUUAAAAUAUAUCAUUUUUUGCUCCUUCUACAUACUUAUGCAUGAAUAAUACAUGCAGACUUCAGGGUUAAUGGUUUAUUAACACUGGAAUUUUUAUAGGGCUUCUGUGUGUAACUUGUACGACGGAGCAAAAUAAAUAAACAUGGCCACUCUUCAUGGUUGAAACCUAGUGUGCCGCCCAUUAAUAAAAGCUGACCAUCUCAAUUUCUCAAGAUUAUCCUUGUUUGUGGUUUUGAGGUGGCAUUCUUCUUCCAUGAGUGCAUACUCUUGGGAUGGGUGGGACUUGUUUGACUUUGAGUAGGUUCAAGACGAUAAAAAAUUGGAUGAAAAUGUAUAUAUAUAGCGGACCCAGGAUAAGUAACUUUAAUGUUUUUGUUAUUUUUCGGACUCAAGGAUCCGAUACAAGUUGUCUUAUUGUGCCAAACGAUGGCGAGUAAACUUUCAAUAUUUUCAUUUGGCAUAGCCAUAUUAUUUAUUGUGCUAAAUGUCUCCGUUUUAACCACGGGGAUAAACUUUAAAGAAGAUACAACUUUAACCAAGCUGCAGGGGGCAGCGUUGCAAAAGCUGAAAGCUCGAGUUAUCCCAAAAUUAGCACAUGACUAUCAGAAAGAAGAUUUAUUUCUCCUGCGCUUUCUUAGAGCUAAAAAUUUCGACGUAAACAAAGCUGAAGAUUAUGUACUUUCGCAAAUGAAAUGGAGGGCUGACAACAAAAUGGAGACCAUACAUGACGAAGACUGGUCGGAUCUUGAAAAUGCAGGUUAUGGCAUGCGAAGUGAAGGAUUUGACCGCGAUGGAAGACCACUUGUUGUGUGGGAACUUGGGGACUGGGACUUGAGAAAAGCUGCUCUAGCUGGUAAAACCGACCGGAUUGUCCGAUGGACCCUCAAAAAUUGGGAUGCAGGUCGAAAACGAGUGAGAGAGUUGGAGUUGCAAAACAAAAAUGUCACGAGGUGGACGAUGAUUCUGGACCUCAAAAAUAUUAAUGCCAUCACAAAUGUAAAUUCAGCUAGUUUUCCCUAUUACAUCGCAGCUUCACUGGGCUAUGACCUCCACUUUCCACACAUGGGGGAUCGAAUAUUCCUCGUCAACACACCUGGAUUAUUCGAGACGGUGCUGGCGUUGGUGAGACCCACACUUGCAAAAGGCACCAAAGAGGCUCUAAUGGUUUAUGGAAAAAACGAAGCUGAAUGGGGUCCUGUGGUGAGAGCUGCAAUAGACCCCUCAGAACUACCACAGCGUUACGGCGGCCUCAAAGAAGAUCCACAGUGACCUCAUGACUACAAGUAUUUAGCACACUGCGGUCUGCUUAAAACCUUAAAAUUAUUGUACAAAAUAAGAAUAAAUUAAUCGUCAAACUAUUCGAUUAGCCUUUGUCCAC